This is a messenger RNA of Peronospora matthiolae, 627 nucleotides long. The record is from the annotation of a GenBank genome assembly. Lineage: Eukaryota; Oomycota; Peronosporomycetes; Peronosporales; Peronosporaceae.
AUGAAUAUGUUGGAUGAUGAAGAUGACCAAAGCUUUCACGCUACGCGUGACGGCUACUCCCAUUUGAGCGAUGUCGAAUGGGAUGCGGUUGAACGAAUGGGUUCGACCAUGGGCAUCCAUGCUGUUAGCGUCAUGCUAGAGGCUCUCAAUAGAGAUGCCCAACAUGCUACUAUCGCCAAGUUCAUUCAAAAUGAACUUGACGCUGAACGCGAGAAAGUAGCCUUGCUUCACCAACAAGGUUCUCAACAAGCAGAGUUGUUGAGAGAACAAGGUGCUCAACAGUUUGAACUGUUGAGACAGCAGCAGGCUGCUGCUGGCGGGUCGAUGCACUCGCGUCGGCCCGAGACUUUGAAGAUUGACAUCUCCAAGUAUAGGGGGGUCGAAGAAGAUUCCCUCUUGAGAUGGUUCGUCGAAUUGGAUGACGCCAUAAGGGCGCGUCGCAUCGACGACGGGGAUAUGCAAGUUGCAUUUGCCCAGUCAAAUCUGGCAGGACGUGCCAAGACUUGGGCACUGGGGCUCAAGCUGCACGACCCAUAUGCGUUUGGGUCGUUGGAAGUCUUCAGUCGCGGCUCAGACAAACGUUUGAACCGCCUAGAGCUGAGUUCAGAGCUCGAACCGAACUCUUGA